Oryctolagus cuniculus (rabbit) is the source of this 3689-nucleotide messenger RNA. NCBI's taxonomy places the organism in Eukaryota, Metazoa, Chordata, Mammalia, Lagomorpha, Leporidae. The record is from RefSeq and is a predicted model, not a curated record.
CUAAGUUUUCUUUAACAGAUUUAUUAAAAUACCAGUUGUUUGGAUUACUUAAGUAAACAUCACCCCACUAACAUCCACUCUUGUGCUGCACCGUCUGAAGGCUGGUUCUUAUCACGUUUUAUUACAAGCAAGUCCUCCCUGACAGCGUCAGGUACUGGGAGUAAACGCCCAGAGGAGCCCAGCGUCUUCCGGCCUGCGGUGCUGCCCCCUCGCGCUUCCGGCCCCACCCGUGCGGAGCGAGCUGGGGGCGUGGCCCGGGGGCGUGGCCCGGGGCGGACUUCCGCUCCUCCUUUUCCGGAGACCUGAAGCCGCCGCCGCGGGGCGCGGGGAUCUUUGAAACGCGGCUUUUGCGGCCUGAGCGGGGGUGGCCGUCUCGUGUCCGCUGCCCUAACUUGGCAGGCGUUUCAGACAAAGCGCUCUCCCAGUGGCCGUGUUCCUCUGCGGUGGCGAUUGUUUUCCUUCGUCAAGAAGCGGUACUUGCUGGUAAUUUGUCCAGGUUACGCGACAUCCCUGGAGACGCGAUCUUGGGCUGGCGCAGACCCAGCAGCUUCCAGCGUUUGGGCACAUUUAAAGCCCGGAGGCCGUUGAUCGGCCUCCUCUCCCCAACUUCUCAGCUCAGAACUGCUGUGUGAGUGCAUGACGUGUGGUGGUGGUCCUGAGAAAGCCGUUUUUCUAACUAGAGGUCGUAUUUUGAAAACAGGUUCUUGUUGAUGUCAAGAACAGAUCUGUGGCCUUACGAUCUUUGAACAUACUCUAUAUAAGCAUUACGUGCUGGGUGUGCGAACGUGAACGGGGCUAAGACAGUCGAGAUGCGGCUGGAAAUGUGGGAUGGAGCCGGACUGUGAUUUUCGAUGAUACGCUGGGAGCUUUUGGACAUUGCCAUGUUUCUUGUGUGUGCCUGGUUAUCUAAGCCAUCUUGAAAACUGGUACCUCGAUAUAGCUGUUCAAACAACUUAGCCAAAGUAGAGACAUCCAGCUGCGUAUCAGGUCUUGAUUUUUGAGUGAGAUACCAAGUCGACCUUCCUGAAUUUAUUGCAGUAAAUAUCUGUUUCCAGUUAGUGAGUGUAAACAAGAGAUAUAAAGCAGUUGGUAUGGUCUGACCUAUGGAAGGUUACCCAUGACAGCAACACUAAGUUAAAGGUGGAUUAGAAGGAAAAGGUACUAGACGGUCGCAGGAACCGAGCACGGAAAAGGAGGCCGACAGAACCACGUUUAAGAGAAGGACUUCAGAAUCAGCAGGGCUUGUUGCAGUGGUAUGAAGGAAAGCAGAUUGAGAGGUUAAAUACUGCUAAUAUUGGCUGUUAACCUUCAGAUGCCAUUAACUCCAGUUGCAAACCCAAGAGGAGCAAGAAUUUUAAAAUCCACUUACUCUGAGCAUUCAGUGUGUUGUGUCCUUAUUUGCCUAUGUUAGAAGCCGAGGAUACAGUUGAAUAAAACAGAGUGUAGGUGAAGAUACAGUUUGAGGAGAGGAAAUUGAAUUCAGUGAGAGGAGGAUAAAUCACAUCACUAGAAGAUUAACUUGCUCAGUAGUGAUAUGGAGCUGGUUCCUAGGUCUUCACUUUGGAAAAAUAUCCUGUACAGUAAUGACAACCGAAGUGCAAAUGGUACUUUAUGAAGAUGAUUCAGUGCAAGUACAGUAUGUUGAUGGCUCCAAAUUACAGCUUUCUCCCUGUGGCUCUGAAUUUUUAUUUGAAAAGUCACCUCCUGCUUCAGCACAUCCUUUAGAGCAACCACAAAGAAUUCGCCAAAGGACACAUUUUGUUAUUAGCACUUACCGAGAGCAACUACAGCGAGCCCUUGAUUUUCGAAAUUCUUCAGCUACUUGCCUUUUUUUAUCUGAAAACAUCAUACCUUCUGAAAGAAAAAAGCGUAUCCUCAUUGACAUCUCAGAAGUAAGAUGGCCCGGUCCUGAUUCAGAUGACAGCCUGAUAUGUAUGGAGAGUGGCUCUGUGAAGAUAACAUCUCUAGAUGGUCACGCGUACCUUUGCUUGCCCAAAUCUCAGCAUGAAUUUACAGUACAUUUCUUGUGUAAAGUUAGUCAGAAGCCAGACUCAUCUAUAGUACUGUCAGAAAAAAAAAAUCAAGCCUCCAAAGACAAACUAAGUGGAAAAGCUGGCAGAAUCGCUACACACAGAAGUUUAUCAGGGCAAAGACUGAAUAAUAAAGAAAAUGAACUUUAUCACCAGACUGUGAAAUGCAGAGAACCUUCAGAGAAGACAAGUUGUAGAAAUGGAACUGAAGCGGGGGAAGAGCUGCUUUCUCCUGGUCCCAGACACACCUGUGUAUACACGUGGGUAAAGCAGUGCUGGUCUGUAGCCUCCUGUCCAGAGGAAUGGAAGUACCCUCUGUCUUUAGCACUUCGCUUUUACAAUCAAGUUAGCAGUAUGUCUAAAAUUAAGGGAGAUUUCACUCAGAGUGAAAUUUUAACUUCUGAUGUUUCCGAGGAAAGAGCAAAAGAGGUUUCUGUUCUUCCCAAGGCCGUGUCACUUAGCUGUCCUGUCCCACACCUGCACAGGUGGAAUUUUUGUGACUCACUUUUACAGAGACAGUUUGAUGAAGAAUAUUCCUAUCCUGAACUAGUAAAAGUGGUUUGGUAUAAAGGUGUUACAUAUAGACUUACCCAUAAAAAUGUGAAUUCAAUAGAGAUUUAUCCUGGAGAUGGCUCUAUUUUCAAAUCAGAAGGAACUUAUUUUGGAAGCUAUUUUACAUAUUAUUCCAGUCACGAAGGAUCAGAAGAGAGAGAAGAGAAAACUUAUUCAGUAAAUAAUCUUCCUCCAGAUCGACCAGGAAGUCUGUUCUCUGUGUCUUCUCUAAUUAACCAGGCCACCAGAAUUCUCCAACAUUGCGCCAAGAUGAGGCUUUCUUUAAGCCAUAACUAUCACAUAUGCUGCUGGAAAAUGGUACCUGGGAUAAAUGAUAAUAAUACGCUGCCUUUGCUUUUGAAAGAAUCGCUCAUACCUAACACAGGAAGAUUUCUUGCCUACUCUGAUGACAAAGUACAUGCUAUUUUUUUAGAUGGCGUUACUCUAACCCUAAGCUGGAAUUUUAGCUCUUCUAUUGAAAAUAGACAGGUAAAUCAAGGUCUCAGUUUAGGUUGGUGUAAGUUAACUUUUCCUGAUGGGCAGUGUCAGUUAAUUCAAACUGAAUACCCCGGACCAUAUGAAAGAUAUGUGACAACAGUAACAUCAUGGUGUAGAAGACUGACUCAGACAAGUCCAAGAGAAUUGCCCACACGUACUUCAUCUUCUGAUCUUGAAGAAAACUGGUCUGUUGCUUCUGAACUUGAAAAGAUACGGAAGUUUAACUUGCUACUGGAGAACAGCAGUAUCCUGAACCAGAAAAGCGAACAGUCUGCUGAUCAUUACACACUAGCUUCUUCAGAAACCUUUCCAGAAGAGCCUCAUGAAAAUCGAGUAUCAGUCGCAUUGAAAAAAACCUCUGAAAUCCUUCAGGAUAUUGACUGCCUUCUAUCAAACUCUAAAAAAUGAAAAAUGGAAUUAUUACAAUAUAUUCUUUUUAAGGAAGUUGUUUCAAGAACCGGCUUUGAAAUUACUAGUAAGCCAAGAAAUUGUAAACAUUUAUUCUGCACAAUGAUUGUAUGAGAACUGAUAUUUAACUUUGGAGGUAUUUUACAUGAUUUAUAAAUUUUUAAAAUACACAUUUAUAUUAAUAAAAGCUUUGGAAAUUUU